Messenger RNA from Manihot esculenta (cassava), 1220 nucleotides. RefSeq names its product peroxidase 27. The transcript is spliced from 4 exons. Gene Ontology annotation, cellular component: plasmodesma; plant-type cell wall. Bases 12 to 1007 code for a protein of 331 amino acids. Gene Ontology annotation, molecular function: peroxidase activity; heme binding. Lineage: Eukaryota; Viridiplantae; Streptophyta; Magnoliopsida; Malpighiales; Euphorbiaceae. Gene Ontology annotation, biological process: response to oxidative stress; hydrogen peroxide catabolic process. The record is from RefSeq and is a predicted model, not a curated record.
UCAACUUCCUCAUGGAAAUGUCUGCUACAAAGUCACUUUCAGCUCUUCUUCUCCAAUUCACCUUUGUUUUAUUAUUGGCAUUUAGCCCUGUGAAUGCUCAACUCAAAGUAGGAUUUUACUCCAAGACAUGCCCAAAAGCUGAGGCCAUUGCUAAGGAGGUUAUCGAUGGAGUCCUCUCAGUGGCUCCUUCCCUCGCAGGCCCCUUGUUGAGGAUGCAUUUUCAUGAUUGUUUUGUUAGGGGUUGUGAUGGGUCAGUGCUAUUGAACUCUACUACUCAGCAAGCUGAAAAAGAUGGACCUCCAAAUCUAACCCUUCGAGGAUACCAAGUGAUCGACAGAGUCAAGUCUGCAUUAGAAAAGGCUUGUCCUGGUGUAGUUUCAUGCGCAGACAUCGUGGCUAUUGUGGCUAGAGACGUCACCGUCGCGACAAAGGGAUUACGCUGGGAAGUUGAAACUGGAAGAAGAGAUGGGAGGGUUUCUAUCGCAGCUGAAACCCUUACAAAUCUGGUAGCUCCUAAUGCAAACAUUACAACGAUAAUUACAAGAUUUCAAGCUAAGGGUCUGAGCGUAAAAGACGCGGUGAUACUAUUAGGUUCUCACACCAUCGGUACUUCUCACUGCUCAUCAUUCAACUCCAGGCUAUAUAACUUCACAGGAAAGGGAACCGAUAAUGACUUUGAUCCCACACUGGAUUCUGAAUAUGUAAAAGAGUUGAAGAUAAAGUGCAAGCCAGGAGAUCAGAAUUCAUUGGUGGAAAUGGAUCCAGGGAGCUUCAGGACAUUUGAUUCAAGUUAUUAUACACUUGUGAGUAAAAGAAGGGGGCUUUUUCAGUCUGAUGCAGCUCUUCUUGACAACAGUGUGACAAAAGCUUACAUUAAUCUUCAGGUGGCCACUCAGGGAUCCACUUUCUUGAAAGACUUUGGUGAUUCCAUGGUGAAAAUGGGAAGGGUCGAUGUUCUUACUGGUACAGCAGGUGAAAUCAGGAAAGUGUGCGGCAAGGUUAACUAGGCAAUAAGGAGAAGAUAAUUUUUCCUAUUUUCAUGAGAAGAAAAAGAUUUUUUUUUUUUUUUGAAUAUUUGAUUAUCUAGCAGAAGAUUCAUUUUGAGCAGUAAUAAGUUUCUAUAUGAGGGAAACAGUAUUGGUUGUGUAAAAAAAUUUCAUGUAUUUAUUUGAUUUUUCCCUGUCAAUGAUAAUGAAAUAAAUAUAUAUAUUUCCAUUUUU